ACGAGACAGCUCAAUAAAGUAUUAGUGUUUCAUAAAUUAAAGAAGUCUAGGUUUAAAGUCACUUGAAUUGGGUUAAAAUGAUAACUUAAGUUUCCAAUUCCCAAAACAAUACCCAUCAAAAGAUAAUGGCAGAUCAACAAAUUGUAGAAACAUCACCAACAGGGGCGGUGCAAUCGCCACCGCAAACGCCGGCGCAGCCGCCAGGUAGGGAUGAAAUGCUGCAAUGCGUCAGUGCCUUGGAGUCUGCUCUCCUUCCUUGUCUGCCUGCCCCUGAGCUCCAAGCUAUUGAUCGUUCUCCUCAUCCUUCUCAUCAGAUUGACGUGGAAAGACAUGCAAGAGAUUUUAUGGAGGCUGCUAAAAAGCUUCAGUGUUAUUUUAUCGGUCUCCAACGUGAGGAUAAACCUACUAAGGCUGAGUUGCUUCAAAAGGAAAUCACUGCCAUGGAGGAAGAGUUGAAGGUCAAAACAGAGCUUGUUAAGAAGCAAGAACAGCUGAUUCAAGGAUGGAAGAAAACGUUGAGAGAACAACUUGACAAGCACAAGUUGGAGCUAGAGAAGGUGUAACUUAUAGUCGUAGCUUUUUGGUUUCGGUUCCUGAUGUAGCUGAUUUUGUUUUAUCUCUAGAAAUCACUAGUGUAGAAAUUUCCCUCUAUUAGUUUUGAGUAACAACUAAGAAGUUUUAUCAUCCCUACGCUUACAUUUCAGUUUUAGAUGGAGUUGCGUAGUUGUUUCCGACCUUCAAGCUAAUAGAUGAAUUGUGUUCUAUUUCGAACUUUCUCACUGUUUUACCAAACAGCUCAAUUUGGCAACAAUCCAUAGAAAUCAUGUAAUUUGUAACACUAUUGGAAUUUUCCGAAAGCUAUGUAUCUGGUUUGGAGCAUUUAUGUAAGCA
Molecule: messenger RNA, 891 nt
Organism: Amaranthus tricolor (Joseph's coat)
Lineage: Eukaryota; Viridiplantae; Streptophyta; Magnoliopsida; Caryophyllales; Amaranthaceae
Product: mediator of RNA polymerase II transcription subunit 28
Exons: 3
Coding region: 126-563 (145 amino acids)
Biological process (GO): regulation of DNA-templated transcription
Cellular component (GO): mediator complex
Source: RefSeq, a predicted model, not a curated record